AUUGGGAUUCGUCUGAGCCGCGUAGUCCGAUUCCAGGUCCAAAUCUUUUUUUUUCCCGUAGUCUCCAGUCCAAAUUUCCCGUAGUCGUUCUUGGAUUCGGACUCAUUUCCUACUCGAAUUAGAGCUGAGCUCAGGCCUCCGUAGGUGGGUUGAGCUUCCUAUUAUAUAUACAAGUGCUGCCUGCCCCUGUUCCUGCUAGGUUGAACUAAAGCUGUGCGGUUGAUAGCUGCGGAAGCGAUUCAUCAUUCAGAAGAUCAGAUUUUGCAAUUUCCCCAAUGGGGACGUGUAGCUUAGUGAGGAUGAUGAGCUUACUGCAGCUAGACUUGAGAAUGUUGCGUAUGCUGCUGGCCCUUUCUCCCCCUCCCAGUUCACACUGGAAAUUCAGAAAACACCCGCCAUUGAUGCUGAUGGAGACCGAGACCGUGGUGGAAAUAUUGCCGGAGACGCCGCUGAUGGAGACCGAGACUGUGGUUGAAACACUGCUGGAGCUGCCGUUGGAUGUAUUGAUGGAUAUCUUUUCCCUCCUGGAGCUUCCUGACCUCAUUCGUGCAAGCUCCGUGUGCUCCUUCUGGCGCUCUGCUUAUAGUAGUCUACAUAGCCAGCUUGGGCAAUAUAAACGGCCCCAGACACCUUGCCUCCUCUACGCCUCCGAAGCCGAUGGUGAGAACGUAGCUUCUCUCUACAGUCUUGCUGAAAAGAGGGUCUACAAGCUAACUCUUCCGGAUCCACCUAUCCGUACUAGGCAUCUCAUUGGGUCCUCUAAUGGCUGGUUAGUUACUGCUGAUGAGAAGUCUGAGCUUCACCUUUUCAAUCCGAUCACUGGUCAACAGAUUGCCCUCCCCUCGGCGAUCACCAUUGAGCAAAUAGAGCCGAUCUUAGAUAGUGCUGGUGCAGUUAAUAAGAUUAAGAUGUGGGAUCUAGCGCCGAACGAUGAUCCGAAUGAGUUUUCUGACUGCCUCUACAUCAGGGCAUUUGUGUUUCCUGAUCCACCCACGGGAAGCUAUAUUGUGGUUAUCAUCCACAAUCCAGAGAAAUAUAUUUCGUUUGCAAGGGUAGGUGAUUAUAAAUGGACCUCGCUGCCGGAUGAGAUGGAGAAUUACAUUAGUGGGACGGACGGGGACAUGUACGUUGUUCAGGCUCCAUGGGGUGAUCUGUUGCAAGUUUGCAGGAAAUCUGAUGUCACAGAAGAGCUGCUCGUACAGACUGAGAAAGUAUUGUUAUAUAAAGCUGAUAUGGCAGCAAAAAAACUUGUGGAAGUAAAUGGCUUGCAUGAUCAUGUGUUGUUUCUUGGGCGUAGUCAGUCGCAAUGCCUUAGUGCGGAAGCUUAUCCACAAUUGAAGAAAAACUGUGUUUAUUUCACAGAUGACGAGAUAUAUGUUUCGCACUAUAAGAAUAAUCGCCGGGAUAUAGGUAUUCUCAACUUGGGAAAUGACAGUACGGAAGAAAUUGUAUCUCAGCUUUGGUGCAAUUGGCCAAAUCCCAUAUGGAUAACACCAAAUCUCACGAGCAUGAAUGCAAAUAGCUAA
Triticum aestivum (bread wheat) is the source of this 1526-nucleotide messenger RNA. RefSeq lists its product as uncharacterized. The record is from RefSeq and is a predicted model, not a curated record. The transcript has 2 exons. Bases 276 to 1526 code for a protein of 416 amino acids. Lineage: Eukaryota; Viridiplantae; Streptophyta; Magnoliopsida; Poales; Poaceae. Gene Ontology annotation, molecular function: protein binding.